This is a messenger RNA of Sorghum bicolor (sorghum), 1443 nucleotides long. RefSeq lists its product as uncharacterized. Gene Ontology annotation, biological process: vacuolar proton-transporting V-type ATPase complex assembly. Bases 458 to 1072 code for a protein of 204 amino acids. The transcript is spliced from 5 exons. The record is from RefSeq and is a predicted model, not a curated record. Gene Ontology annotation, cellular component: endomembrane system. NCBI's taxonomy places the organism in Eukaryota, Viridiplantae, Streptophyta, Magnoliopsida, Poales, Poaceae.
CGAUUCUGUUCCAGUAGCCUCCAUCUCCUCCGUCCUCCAGCUCGCUAGCCCGCCGGUUCUCCGGCGUAGGCCCUCCUCCUGUCCUCCAUCCCCCGGCCUGCCGCCUCUGUAGAUCGGCACCCGCGCGCCUCCCUCUCCCUCCUCUUUCGCUCGAGCGCCGCCAGUCGUGCCCCCGCCUCGUGCUCCCCUCCGGCGGCCGUGCCCGCUGCGUGCUCCCCUCCGGCGGCCGUGCGCGCAGACCUCCUUCCUUGACGUGGCCAAAAUCCGGCGAGGGGCUCCUGCGGCCGAGAUCUGGUGAGAGGGCACUUCGGUGGCGACGGCACGGAGGAGCGCGGCUGCCUUGGCGCCCUCGGCCCCGGUCUCGUCGUCUUCCCCGUCGACCCUGCCGCUAGCCAACCUGCGGGCGAGAAUCGCACUGCCAAACGGGCCUUAGCAUCAUCCUGCCGCGAAGCGAGCCAUGGCGACGACCACCGCCGCGCCGGGUCUCGCCGUAGCAGCAACCGAUCCCAUCAGCUCCUUCCUCUCGUCCGCCGCCGCCUCCGUCGACCUGGACACCGAUCUCCGGGACCUCGCCGCCGACCUCACCUCGGACCUCGCCGUCUCCUACCGCUCUCUGCGCGCCAUUUGGUGUGCCACCUCGUCAGACACCCGCCCGCCGCUCCGCGACCUCCUCCAGGGCGCCGACUUUGUGCUGCCAAGUCCUAAGCCUCGUGAGAAGAGCGAUGAGCUAAAGGCGAGGCUGGAGAAGCUCCGGGAGAUACAGGAGAGGAAGGAGUAUGCUGAGCUUGUCAGGGACGUCGCCCCUCCCAGCAAGGACGAAGCUCCUGAGCCCUUCUCAUCCUACAAGGAUCAGAUAGGAUUCGGUCUGCAUGUCGUGGUUAUUAUGUUCACAGGUUAUUUGGUAGGAUUUUCUAUGUUCAAAGCUCUGUUCAACAAUAGUGCUGUACUGAGUGCUGCUGGAGGUAUCUUAGGAUUAGUUGGUGGCAUGCUGGUGGAGACCGUUCUCUUCAUCAUCAGAUCAUCGAGUAAAGAGUUGGCCUCCUCUGUUCCAAGAUCAAAGAAAGAUCAGUAGACGCUUGAAAUGCUAUCGUCAGUAGGAAGUAUAUGGAGCAUUUGUUUGGGUUUAAAAAUGCAAUUAAUCGAAUAUAGGUAAUUGACAUCCAGUUUCAAUUUGCAUCAAGAAGGAAUAGGGCAGAGGGAUUUGACUAUUUUUAGCUGCCCAGAAGUUUGUAUCUCGCCCAGUGACAGGCAUGAUGAUCGUUGAAGAACAUGUACCCACGGGAAGUAAGUAAAUACAAGAGGAUAUUAUGCUUAAGUACAAUUGAAGAGUAUAUUGGCUUGAAAUUUUGUAGUUAAAAGUUGUUAUUUUUGCAUGUGAGGUUUUUGUGUAUAAACAUAUAUAUGGUAUCCUAAGAUUUUUCUCAGAUUUCCUUUUUUUUACCA